This is a messenger RNA of Triticum turgidum subsp. durum (durum wheat), 600 nucleotides long. NCBI's taxonomy places the organism in Eukaryota, Viridiplantae, Streptophyta, Magnoliopsida, Poales, Poaceae. The record is from the annotation of a GenBank genome assembly.
AUGCCUUCAGCAGCUUCCCGACUCGUGCGGAUCGGCCGUGCCGCUCGCUCAGCUGCGGCGACCACAUCUCGCUUCGCCCAAUUCGUUGAAGCAGCGACCCUCUCCACGAAGGCGGUGGCGACCAAACCUCACGCUAUCUUAGGUUCAGAUCGUGCCGCCUCCGUAGAUCUGCGUAUGAACCAAUCCACUGUCCAUGCUCCUCCACGCGCCAUGGCACCUGCCUCCCUGACACUCAGUCACCCAGAAGAACAAAGGCAGGAAGGUAAGGUGAAGUUUGUGGUAGAGGAGAAAGACCUUGAGUCAGAAGCAGCCCUUUGGGCCUUGUAUGAGCGCUGGUGCAAAGAUUUCAACCAAAAGCGUGAUCAUGAUCCUAUUCUUAAAAAGAUUGAUGAGGAGUUUGGCGACAAACCAGGUGAAUUUAUUCUAGGUGAUGGUGACAAACUUCUCAAGCGAGUCUUCGCUGAUUAUAAGGUGGUUCAUGGCAGACUGUAUGUUCAUUUACCAAAGGGAGUUGAUGUGGAAACCAUCACCACCAAUCCUGAAUGGGUCGAGCUGGAAGCGACCACCAACCCUCCAUACCGAUACCCUACUUACAUCUAG